UCCAUCUCUUUCUCAUUUAAAUCAUGUCAUCUAGUAACGAGGUGUAAUCAGUGUGACAAUACACGGGCCAGCCAAUUAAAAUGCGUCAGUAUUAUUACUUCUCAGCUUCCGAAACCUCACUAACACCCACCCACCUCUGAUUACAUAAGCUUCGUGAGUUAGUAUAAGCUUAGAUAAGAGAUAACGGUUGUCUGUGUGAGAUGACCAACUAAACUGAACUCAAACAGGACUUUCCUCACCUCAUUUCUCUUCCGCUCUCUCUCUCUUUCGCUUUCCAAACUCUCCCUCUCCUCCUUCAUCCUUUAUCUCUCCCUCUUUUCUUAUCAAACAUACAGGGUCUGCAGCGGCCGGUGAGGAACGUCGUUGGCGCGCGCGCUCCUGCCAACUGUCUGUGUGCUUGAGUAUGUGAGUGUGCAGUGCGCGCACACAUGAGCCUCUCUCGGUGAUGUGAGAAAUCAAGAGGGACACAUCUCUUAAGCCUCCUUGUGGUGGGAUUUCAAUUUGAUGCACUAAACGUAGCGCGCGUCUUCGCUCUCACACACUCUCCCUGCAUGUGUGUGAGUGCGCGCGUGUGUGCACGUGAGCGUGUCCGCUCGCUGCAGCUCCGGUGUCGGGCAAGCCCUCUCACUGCUGCACUUCAGCCAAUGUGGAACAACUCGUCUGCAGCCGGCCGCCUCACAUGGCUCCUAAAGAAGCGGAUAUGCCCCAGUGCCACGGGAGACUGACGCCUUCACUGUCUUCCUCUCCUCCGCUAAUGGUCCUCUCAGGGAGUUAUGGUCAGUAAGGAGGCAGGCUGCUGCACUCUGUCAAGCUCAGAGUCUGACUCGGAGUCCGGCGGUCCUUUGCUGGAGCGGAGCGGAGCAGACGUGGUACGCAAGCGAAACAAAGCCCUGCAGGUGCAUUUUAAAGACAUCUGCGAGGCGCAGAAUGAGGCUGCCCACCGAGGUGCCAGAGACCGCUCUGUUUCCUGCAAGGUCAUUCACCAGAGGUACAUGACAAUGCCGGCGCGCCGCUCCAUCCCGAAUGUCACCAAGAGCACGGGUGUGCAAACCUCGCCCGACUUGAAAAAGCGUUACCAGACUUUCCCCUUCGAGCGCAAAAAGGGAAACAUAAUCAAACACACCGCUCUAGUGGAGAACUACCCAGAUCAAAACAAUGGCAUUUUGAGUGAUGUGAAGGGUGGGGAAUGUGGGACAAGGUGCGACGGAAGGGUGCAACAGACCCGAGUGUUGCUCCACACUACACCACAGUGCAGUGACGCUAAGGACUUGUGUGUUGGGCCAGACUGUUCGGAUGGGAAACUCUGCCCUGAUCCGUCAGACAUGGUUUUAGAUCAGUCAGACUCAAGGAGAGACACUAACGUCCCAGGGAGUGGGGCCAAGCACAAAGGAUUACCCAGUGAAAGCAGGGCAGGGGCAGGCCAGCAGCCCAACUGUGCCUCCUCAACCAAGCUGACUCAACCUCUGCAGGUCAGGGGUGACUGUUCAAAGAUUUCUGGCCCUAUUGCAUGGACAUCCUUGACACAAGUGGAAUGCCCAGAGAGUCCCUCAGGGAGCUGUAAACGCAAAAAAGACACGGUGCAGCUUAACGGAUUGCAGGCGCAGUCUCAAGCUUUGCAUCAUUCAGAGAGUUGCGCUUCCCAGGCCCACAUACAGGCCCACUGUCACAGUAGCCAAAACUUGGGCACCGCAGAGACCCGGCAGGGCACACAGGGGCAUCUGAUUGCUCUCCCUGGGGCUGAUGGGAAUGUGAAAGACAGGCUUCAAGCCAUGGAGUCUCUGAUCAACUCCAGUCAAGAAACCAUCAAAGUGCUGCUGGGGGUCAUUCAGGAGCUAGAAAGAGGAGAAGCACAGCGAGAGGGACUGUCUUAUCGAACUGGCCAGGAUACAGCCAACUGUGACACGUGUCGUAACAGUGCCUGCAUCAUAUACAGUGUGGAACUAGAUUUUAAACUUCAAGAGGACAAACUGCAGCCAUUAAUGAAGAGACUGUGUCCAUUGGAAGAGCCGUCCUACCCUUCUCUGCCUUACACACACGAGGUGUUCACCUCCACCCCCAAACGCAAGUCCAAGACUGAGUCCAAGAAGCAUGCGCGUUGGAAACUCUGGUUCCUCUAAUAUGGAUUCAGGAUCCCUGAAACCAUCACAACGAGUGAAUUCUAGUGGAAUUUUGCUUGACUAAUCGGAUAAACAUGGAGAAAUGCUCACUGCUAGCCACCGUUUUGGAACAUGGGAUCCACUGAGUGGCUGGAUUCUAAUGAGGAAUAACAGUUGUUUUCUGAUCAUGAACCUCUGAUAAACCCUCUGAGUUUGGGAACUGCUGAAUUCACCUGAUCUCACAUUUUUCAAUGGGAUUACGCAAUGAUCCUUAGGUUUAGUCAAGUUAGCAAGGGAUCCUGCAGAGGCGACAAGAAACUUCAAAGCUAAAUGCUAGUUUGCCACAAAGCUACUUUGGAGCCGUACAUCAAAGACAUCUAAUCAGCAAAGCACACACUUUUGGGAAUUAUAAAGUAGAUUUGAUAGCUGAGAUAUGCCUCUGUCUCUUUCCCAGUCUUUCUUUCGUUUUUUCUUUCUUUCUCAAAGUCUCUCACCUCUUCAAUUUUAAAUGAAAAUUGAUUACCAUUCUAUAACAGAAUAAAUUAAAUUAAUGAAAUUAAAUUAGUGUGUAAAUGCAGAAUCAGCUGACUGCAUGCACUAAUAAUAAAUGACUUUGUAGAGAUAUUUUUUUUCUGAAAAAAGUUGCACAAUUAGUAUGUCAGAAAUGGUUAGGCUGUAAAUGUAUGAACGAAAAAGGGUUUACACACUGGUGUUCUCAAAAAAGUAAAAUAAUACUAAUAAUUUGGAUUUCUGCAUCAAAUAAUGGGCAAUCAAUAUUUCUGAAAUAAGAAAAACAUUUACAGUAAAAUUUCGAUUUGCAGAUGUUCAGGUCUGAAAGUAUUUUCUUGGGAAUAUGACGCUGUAUUUAUAAUAUAAUAUAAUGUAAACCUAGGUACAUUUUUCAGUAAAUAUAUUUUUCAGACUCAUAAAGAUGCUUGAGAAUUGGCUGGAGAUUACAGACAAUAUGUUCCAUGGUGAAAAAAUAUGAGAACACCUGAAAUCUGUUUAGAUGGUCAUUGUUUUGUGUUAUAGGGUGGAAAGUGCACAAAUACAGAAUGCAAAACAAUAGAAAUAGGCUCUAUCCUAUAAAACACACCACUCUGUUCAAGCUGCCGUGUCAUUUGCUCAAUUCAAUUUGAAUGAUGGCAGUCAAUCACUGAAAUAUUGUGCUUGUUUACCAACCUAAAGCAAAGUAAUGAAACAAUCACAACACAAAUUGGGGAGUGUAAAAAUGCAGGUAACAUAUAGAGGGCUAUGUAUAUAGAAACUGUGCUUCGCAUUUUAUUAGCUUUAAACAGUCUUUGUGUUAGAAAUUCACUACAGUGCCAAACACUGUAUUUAGCUGGUAGCCCGAGAACCUUCAUACUUGGAGGACAUUUUUGAUAACUAUUGGUUAUAUAUUUAAAAGUAAUAAUAUGUUCAAACAAAAAAAUCCCUGGUCACAGUAUCUUGUUGUUUAAUUGGAGCACAGUACCUGCAUAUUCUUGUAGCAUAACACAAAUGCAUCAUUAUACCUUGAAAAAAGUGCAAUUGAUUUAUAUUGUGCAAUAUUACAUUUUAUACAAUUUCUACCCACAGUGCAUUUAAAAUAAAGAAACUGAUGCAAAAUAUUAUGACUCGACUGUCCUGUUCCCGUGAACAUUCUUAAGUGUCAGACCAAAGGAGUGUGGGUUGCUUUGGGGUUCUUACAAAGUGGAUUGCGGUGAUAAUACUCAGUUCAUGAAGAUGAUUGAAUAGUGCUUUGAACCGGACUCAGCUGGAGGAUGAGUUGGUUGCAACACUUCUUCUCUCUAAAAUUGAUUGGCUUCAGCUUUGGUGCACACUCUACAGACGUGCUCUGUGAUUGGACGGCCUCCAGUAGAACACCUGCUGCCAAGAUAUUGUCAGUCAUUUUGAGUCUUGGGAUGAAAUAUUCCUCUGAACUCUUUCUGCAAACGUAACUAAUGUAAACAUGGGAAUAUAAAUCUGCUGACCCAUCGUAGGGAUAUGACCACAAACAAAUCUCUCCAGACUUUACAUGCACUUAUUCUCUGAUCAGACAGCCUUAUUUUAAUAUUGAUAACAGUUGCUACUUAAGAUGAUAAGCACGUGGAAGUCGUGACCAAAAUGACAAAGAAAACUGAUUGCAGUUUUGUGUCCUUCCUUGCAAUCUUUUCAAACUAAUUCAAAAACAAGUCUUGUUUAAGAAGAAAAACACAUUGGUACAGGGAAACCCAAAAAAGGAUUUGCAACAGCAACAAU
Molecule: messenger RNA, 4337 nt
Organism: Cyprinus carpio (common carp)
Lineage: Eukaryota; Metazoa; Chordata; Actinopteri; Cypriniformes; Cyprinidae
Product: inhibitory synaptic factor 2A-like
Biological process (GO): inhibitory postsynaptic potential
Cellular component (GO): postsynaptic density
Source: RefSeq, a predicted model, not a curated record